UCGCGACCGCGGCCUGAGGGGGAGGGACCACGCGCAAGGAGGGGCGUGACUCGUCACGUGAUCAGGAAGUGCCGUUAGUAGCGUUGUCUCCAGUCCGCGGCUCUCCUGGAUGACGUCAGCAAGGAAGGGGAGGAACGCGAGGGGAGACUGAAGUUCACGUUCCGCUCUUUAGCGCGCGGUGAGUUCCCCGGCGCUAAGCCGGGAGACAAGAUCCGAUCCACUGAGAGCUGCGAGGUGCUGGCCUGGAUGUGGUGGAGCUGGGCUGGGACCUCCGGGCUGCUGGUCUGUGAGCCUGGCUUUGAAAAUUGGUUACUGGGUCUCCUCUCAAGAGAUCUCAAGAUAUUAAAAUUACUGCUGUUAAAAAGGUGAGGAAUACUGUAUCUAUCAUUCAACAAGUUUCAGCUUUCUGGCUAAAUGACUUUUGUGCCAGUGAUACCAGAGUCCUACAGCCAUGUUCUUGCAGAGUUUGAAUCUCUGGAUCCAUUACUCUCAGCCCUGCGGCUGGACUCCAGUCGUCUAAAGUGUACGAGCAUAGCUGUGUCUCGGAAAUGGUUGGCUUUGGGCAGUUCAGGAGGAGGACUCCAUCUCAUUCAGAAAGAAGGCUGGAAGCACAGGCUUUUUCUUUCACACAGGGAAGGUGCAAUUUCUCAAGUCGCCUGUUGUUUACAUGAUGAUGAUUAUGUUGCUGUAGCUACCAGUCAAGGUCUUGUAGUUGUUUGGGAAUUAAAUCAAGAGCGUCGUGGGAAACCAGAACAAAUGUAUGUGUCUUCAGAACACAAAGGCCGAAGAGUCACAGCUCUCUGCUGGGAUACAGCUAUUCUUAGAGUUUUUGUAGGUGAUCAUACUGGGAAGGUUUCUGCUAUCAAACUCAAUACUUCUAAACAAGCAAAGGCAGCUGCUGCUUUUGUGAUGUUUCCUGUUCAGACAAUAACAACUGUUGACUCCUGUGUUGUACAGUUAGAUUAUUUGGAUGGAAGGCUACUUAUAUCUUCACUUACUCGAUCCUUCUUGUGUGACACUGAGAGAGAAAAGUUUUGGAAAAUUGGAAACAAGGAAAGAGAUGGAGAAUAUGGAGCUUGUUUCUUUCCUGGAAGAUGUUCUGGGGGCCAGCAACCUCUGAUAUAUUGUGCUCGCCCAGGCUCUAGGAUGUGGGAAGUGAACUUUGAUGGAGAAGUUAUAAGUACACAUCAGUUCAAGAAACUCCUCUCGUUGCCACCUCUCCCUGUGAUUACUCUAAGAUCAGAACCUCAGUAUGAUCAUACAGUUGGAUCCUCCCAAUCUUUGUCUUUCCCCAAACUCUUACAUCUUAGAGACGGAGUCUUGCUCUGUCACCCACAUUGGAGGGCAGUAGCGCGAUCUCAGCUCACUGCAGCCUCUGCCUCCCAGAGUCACUCAGGCUGUCACCCAGGCUGGAGUGCAGUGGCACAAUCUUGGCUCACUGCAACCUCCGCCUCCCGUGAGCAUUGUGUGCUGACUUGGACAGAAAGAGGAAUUUAUAUUUUCAUUCCUCAGAAUGUUCAAGUUCUUCUUUGGAGUGAAGUCAAAGAUAUUCAGGAUGUGGCUGUCUGUAGGAAUGAAUUGUUCUGUUUGCACCUAAAUGGGAAAGUCUCACAUCUCUCCCUGAUAUCUGUGGAGCGCUGUGUGGAACGCCUGCUAAGAAGAGGCCUGUGGAACCUGGCUGCUCGUACAUGCUGUCUUUUCCAAAAUUCUGUCAUUGCCAGCAGAGCAAGGAAAACUUUGACUGCAGAUAAACUGGAGCAUUUGAAAUCUCAGCUGGACCACGGCACCUACAAUGAUCUAAUUUCUCAACUGGAAGAAUUGAUCUUAAAAUUUGAACCUUUGGAUUCAGCUUGUAGCAGUAGAAGAAGCUCCAUUUCAUCACAUGAAAGUUUCAGCAUCUUGGACUCUGGUAUUUAUCGUAUCAUUAGUAGUAGAAGAGGCAGUCAGUCAGAUGAAGACUCUUGCUCCCUUCACAGCCAAACCCUCUCAGAAGAUGAGAGAUUUAAAGAAUUCACCUCACAGCAGGAAGAGGACCUGCCAGAUCAGUGCUGUGGCUCACACGGAAAUGAAGACAAUGUUUCUCAUGCUCCAGUGAUGUUUGAGACAGAUAAGAAUGAAACUUUUCUCCCCUUCGGCAUUCCAUUACCAUUUCGUUCUCCAUCUCCUCUUGUGUCUCUUCAGGCUGUCAAAGAAAGUGUUUCUAGCUUUGUGCGUAAAACUACUGAGAAGAUUGGCACCCUUCACACAAGCCCUGAUCUGAAAGUGAGACCAGAGCUCAGGGGUGAUGAGCAAUCAUGUGAAGAGGACGUGAGUUCAGAUACCUGCCCAAAGGAGGAAGACAAUGAGGAGGAAAAAGAGGUAACUAGUCCACCUCCAGAAGAAGACAGGUUCCAGGAGCUUAAAGUAGCAACAGCAGAAGCAAUGACCAAGCUACAGGACCCUCUGGUUUUAUUUGAAUCCGAGUCUCUGAGAAUGGUUUUACAAGAGUGGCUUUCACAUUUAGAAAAAACAUUUGCCAUGAAGGACUUUUCAGGCGUUUCAGAUACUGACAACUCAUCCAUGAAAUUGAACCAGGACGUACUAUUAGUUAAUGAAUCAAAAAAGGGAAUAUUAGAUGAAGAUAAUGAAAAAGAAAAAAGGGACUCUUUAGGCAAUGAAGAAACUGUUGAUAAAACAGCAUGGGAAUGUGUAAGGAGUCCAAGGGAGUCUUUGGAUGACCUGUUUCAAAUAUGUUCUCCAUGCGCCAUUGCAAGUGGUCUUCAGAACGACCUGGCUGAAUUGACAACAUUAUGUUUGGAGUUGAAUGUAUUGAAUUCUAAGAUCAAAAGCACCAGUGGACAUGUGGACCACACUUUGCAACAGUACUCUCCUGAAAUUCUGGCUUGCCAAUUCCUGAAGAAGUACUUUUUUCUCCUGGACUUGAAAAGAGUGAAGGAGAGUAUCAAGCUUAGUUACAGUAAUAGCCCUUCUGUUUGGGAUACUUUUAUUGAAGGAUUGAAAGAAAUGGCAAGUUCCAAUCCUGUGUAUAUGGAGAUGGAAAAAGGAGAUCUACCAACAAAGUUAAAGUUACUAGAUGACAAGGUUCCUUUUGAUAGUCCGUUGUUGGUUGUUUAUGCUACCCGGUUGUAUGAAAAGUUUGGGGAAUCUGCUCUUCGAUCCUUAAUCAAGUUCUAUCCAUCCAUUUUGCCAUCGGAUAUCAUACAACUUUGUUAUCAUCAUCCUGCUGAGUUUUUGGCCUAUUUAGACAGUCUGGUGAAAUCAAGACCUGAAGAUCAGCGGUCAUCUUUUCUUGAGUCCCUUCUGCAACCAGAGUCUUUAAGGUUGGAUUGGCUGCUUUUGGCAGUGUCCCUUGAUGCUCCACCAAGCACCAGCACAAUGGAUGAUGAAGGUUAUCCCAGGCCUCAUUCACACUUGCUUUCUUGGGGUUACAGUCAGCUGAUCCUUCAUCUAAUUAAACUUCCCGCAGAUUUUAUAACCAAAGAGAAAAUGACAGACAUCUGCAGGUCUUGUGGUUUCUGGCCUGGAUAUCUAAUUCUCUGUUUGGAGCUGGAGAGAAGAAGAGAGGCCUUCAUCAAUAUUAUGUAUCUGAAUGAUAUGAGCCUGAUGGAAGGGGACAAUGGUUGGAUCCCAGAGACCGUGGAGGAAUGGAAGCUUCUCCUUCAUCUCAUACAGAGCAAGAGCACGAGGCCAGCCCCCCAGGAGUCACUAAAUGGGAGCCUCAGUGAUGGGCCUUCCCCCAUCAAUGUGGAGAAUGUGGCACUUCUGUUAGCUAAGGCCAUGGGCCCAGAUCGGGCUUGGUCACUGCUACAGGAAUGUGGUCUAGCCCUUGAGUUGUCAGAGAAGUUUACCAGAACCUGCGAUAUCCUGAGGAUUGCUGAGAAAAGGCAGAGGGCCUUGAUACAAAGCAUGCUUGAAAAAUGUGAUCGAUUUCUCUGGUCCCAGCAGGCCUAGUGGGAGAAGAUUCAGCAGGAUGUCACGACAUUUUGAGAAAAACUAAAUCAUGCUCCUGAACCUUCUGAAUGCAUUUGUUAUUGAAGGAAAGACACCACCCACAAAUCCUGCCAUCUUAUUGGGGCUACUUUUGUCAGUGUCUGUACCCUUGGCAUCGGCAUCUGUGACUCUUUAUCCAUGACCUCAGUGUUUCUUAACCAAAGUUGUACUCAGCAUUUCUUAACCAAAGUUGAAUUUUGAAGAGUCAGUCCUUGUUUGCUGGAAUUAGAAUGCUAAUGUCCUAGUAUUAUUCCAAACUAUAGUAUUAUAUUGCUUGUUGCUAGUGGAUUAGAGAGAUUCUUUUCUUACUGUGGCUUCCAUGUUGGGAGCAGAAGCUUUUCAUCCUGGUCACAUGAAGACAGAUAGUAUUAUUGACUGGAGUUGAAUUAUUUUUAUAUCUUGUCUGGCACAAUAUGGAAAUUACUGAAAUAAGACCAUGUAUAAUGGAAUUAACACCCAAAAUAAGUAGAACACUGAAGAUUUGAAUUUGAUAUUUAAGUAAAAUGGGACUGGGUGCAGUGGCUUAGGCUUGUAAUCCCAACCCUUUGGAAGGUAAAGAUGGGAGGAUCACUUGAGGCCAGGAGUUCAAGACCAGCCUGGGCAACAUAGAAUGCAUCUCUACAAAAAAUAAAAAAAAUUAGCUAGGCAUAGUACCUGAGGCCAGGAGGUCCAGGCCGCAAUGAGUUGUGUUUGUGCCAUUGCACACCUGUCUGGGUGACAGGGAGAGACCCUGUCUCAAAAACAAAUUAAAUAAUAUGUCUUCAUAUAUAAAUUAAGCUAAUUAAAAAUAUUUUUCCCUGUAUUUAUUUAAUAUUUUCUAAUCUGAACCUAUAUACAGUUGACUAAUUCAUUCUUAGAAAUGUGUUAUCUGUAAUCUUUCCUAAACAGAGUAACCCACAAGAAUCAUGCACUUUUUAAAAUUAUUUCUAAGAAGCCAUAACAAAGCUGUGUACUAAUAAAGACUGCAGCAAGCACUUGUGUUAUUUAAAUUAUGUAAGUAGAUUGUCAUUUGUCAGGCUCCUGUACGUUUACAUAGCAUGUUAUAUUAAUAAUAAAUGUAAAGUAUGACUAAA
This is a messenger RNA of Pongo pygmaeus (Bornean orangutan), 5063 nucleotides long. RefSeq names its product HPS5 biogenesis of lysosomal organelles complex 2 subunit 2 (gene HPS5). NCBI's taxonomy places the organism in Eukaryota, Metazoa, Chordata, Mammalia, Primates, Hominidae. Gene Ontology annotation, cellular component: cytoplasm. Gene Ontology annotation, biological process: developmental pigmentation. The transcript has 25 exons. The record is from RefSeq and is a predicted model, not a curated record. Gene Ontology annotation, molecular function: protein binding. The coding region runs from base 415 to 3951 and encodes 1178 amino acids.